This is a messenger RNA of Orbicella faveolata, 1863 nucleotides long. RefSeq lists its product as uncharacterized. Lineage: Eukaryota; Metazoa; Cnidaria; Anthozoa; Scleractinia; Merulinidae. Gene Ontology annotation, molecular function: calcium ion binding; protein binding; carbohydrate binding. Gene Ontology annotation, biological process: cell adhesion. The record is from RefSeq and is a predicted model, not a curated record.
AUGACAGAUCAACAGAGGGUGACUUCAUUUGGACAGAUCGCGGCCCUGGAAACUUUACAGCUUGGGCCAAGAAUCAACCAAACAACUUCAGAGAAGAAGAUUGCGUGCACGCACUUGGCUGAUAGCUCAUCUAAUCAGAUUGCAGCAAUUGAGUUAAUAUUCUAUAGUAGUAGAUUCAUUUACAUUAGAGCCUAUUUGAAUGAAUGCGGCAGGAACAUAAAUCACUGCCAUCGACUUGCCACUUGUACCAAUGAACGCGGAUCGUACACGUGCACUUGCAACCAUGGAUACGUAGGAGACGGAUUUGACUGCUAUUAUAUAUAUGCAGGCUUAAGAAAAUCAGCCAUACUGGGGAAUGAUAAUAAUUACUUGAGCACUUUAAGUAACUGGUUAAAACCUGUUAUGCAAAGCAAAUCUUCUCACUGGAAUCGCUGUUGGCGUGCGUCGCUGGACGGCUGGUCUGCAAACACCUUCCAUUCACUUUGCGACAAUAGAGGUCCAUCUGUUACUAUUAUUCGUGUUGGACAGUACAUCUUUGGUGGAUAUACCAGCGCUUCAUGGAGUUCCAGUAAUAAGUGGUUGUACAGUUCGACAGCUUUCAUUUUCUCGCUGGUAAACAAACCAGGCUGGGGACCAGUGACAUUCAAGCCACCAGGAACACAUAGUUCUUACCAACGUGCUACAUACUGUUACUAUAACUAUGGACCUUCAUUUGGAGGUGGACACGACAUUCACAUUGCCACAUACGCCUCGUCCAACACAAAUUCAUACUCAAAUCUUGGACAUGGCUACAGUCCACCAGCUGGUCACAGCUACCAUACCUCAUUCACUAAAGCAUUCCUGGCGGGUAGUUAUAACUUUCAACCAGACGAGGUGGAAGUCUUCUACGAGAGUACUUGAAAGAAGAUGAAAUAGACCGCGGCAUUUUAACUAACUUCCGGCUCUGAAAUGUGAUUUUUACCAUUGAUUCAUUUAUAAUAAUUUAAACCAGUCCUUUCAAAACACUCAAAUGAUAGCACCUCAAGAUAUUAAAUACAAGUGAUAAGCAUCGAAAACAUGAUUAGUUUUAGUUAGAAAUUUGCUGCUACAUAAAGACAGUUAAUCUGGCGAUAUUGAAAAAUAUGGUGUGGCUGAUUGUUUGUCGUGAUGAACGAUGUCUGCAGUCCAUCAUGUAAUGUAACAACCGCGAGAAGAGAUCGAAGUAAAUGAGGUGCUAGUGACAUCAGCGCCACAUAACCGUGAUUUUAGCUUGACUUUAACAGUUUUCAUUAGUCGGUCGGUUUAUAUGAUCAAAGUUUGAAGAAGAGUUUCUAAUUAGGAGUAUCGUUUAAUAUGAUGUUAAAGUGUGGUAUAGGAAUUAACAUUUGCUUUCUAGAAAGAAUUGCAUAGUACAUUUCUUAGUUCCUCGCUAAUUGACAACAAAAGUUGUGUUCAUUUGUUUGGAUAAAUUUUAACAGACAGAUACAAAAUCGGCUGUAUUGAGAUUACCCGUGUCGGGGAAAUUAAAGGCAAUAGUUUAAACGGCAUAUGUUAGGGCACUAAGGAAACAGUAUUCAUCGACAUACUUGUCACAGAGUUAAUGUAACUCUCUUUUUUAUAUAAUGAAAAUAAUAAAGGAUCGUUUGACUCAAUGAUUGCUCUUGGAUACGAACUAGUGUCUUAAAUGUCUCGUUCAACUCAAGUCAUGCCAUCAAUGUCGCAAGGACGUUUGUCCAUUAUUGUACUUAAUACUUGAUCCGGAGUCAACCGCACUACGUGUUAGGCCGCUCAGCCUCUGGCACUAAAAUUGUCACGGAAAACAUAUCGAUGGUGCCUACUAAAUACACAAGUCUUUUCGCCAGAUUAAGACCAUACAGCAAAAGG